UCCAACAAUUUCAUAAGCUCACACCAUAUUGGCGAUAAAUGCUCUGGGCUUUUUCUCAAUUUCUCUGUUCUAAGAAUCGAACAAGAAUUAAGAAAAAAAAAAAAAAUAGUUUUAAAGAUUCGUUUGAGUAUAGCUCUCGAAGCGAUGAAUUCUCCAUUUUCUUUUACCGAAAUUGAGCCGAAAGAGGAUUUGAUGAGCGACCCCGUUUUCAUGGAGCCGUGGCUUGAAUACAAACGUCAGCGUCCUCACAGCCCUUCUUCUUCGUCACCACCGCAGCUUGAAGAUCUUACGGAGGAAGAGUAUCUCGCUCUCUGUCUCGUAAUGCUCGCCAAAGAUCAGCGGUCGCAAACGCGAUUUCAACAGUCGCAGCCCCAAACGCCUCACCGAGAAUCAAAGAAGCUUUCGUACAAGUGUCGGGUUUGCCGAAAAAAAUUUCAGUCGUAUCAGGCCUUAUGCGGUCACAAAGCAAGUCACGGAUUCAAACAACCAACGGGAAUCGCAAACGCCGAUGAUUCAUCAACAGCUCCGACCGUCUCCGCCGUGGCCGGAGAAAAACAUCCAAUUUCCGCCUCCGGCAUGAUCCACGAGUGUUCCAUCUGUCAUAAAGUGUUCCAGACGGGUCAAGCUCUCGGCGGUCACAAAUCUACUCACCGAAACAAACCACCAACGAAAGUCGCAAAAGCCGAUGAUUCAUCAACAGCUCUGACCGUCUCCGCCGUGGCCGGGGAAGAAUAUCCGAUUUCCGCCUCCGACAAGACCCACGAUCGAGUGUUCAAUCUGUCGUAAAGUGUUCACGACGGGUCAAGCUCUCGGCGGUCACAAACGCUGUCAUAGAUAGUGUCAGUACGAAGGCGCUAAUUGGUUACUAUUUUAAUGAAGAAGGUUGAUGUUUUUUUUUGGUUCAACUAAUGAAGGUUUAAUAUCUUAAUUACGAAGUCGACCCCCGCGGAUAAGUAAACUGAAAAAAAAGAAAUUAACAUUGCUAAUUCUUUUUUUAUAUUUUAAGUCAUUGUUAUGUAAGAGUUUCUAUAUAG
Messenger RNA from Arabidopsis lyrata subsp. lyrata, 1034 nucleotides. RefSeq names its product zinc finger protein AZF2. Lineage: Eukaryota; Viridiplantae; Streptophyta; Magnoliopsida; Brassicales; Brassicaceae. The record is from RefSeq and is a predicted model, not a curated record. Gene Ontology annotation, molecular function: DNA-binding transcription factor activity. The transcript has a single exon. The annotation marks the transcript as partial.